GCCCGUGCACAAGGGGGACACGGAGAUGGGCUGCUCCGCGGUCACUGAUAACGGAAUAACGGUCUCCUGGGUCUGGAAAUAACCCCAGAAAGACAUUUUAACAUAUAGCCUUAACGACGUCAUUUUCUCCAGAGAUAUCGUCAGUCCCGGGCCCGGUCAUGAUGGAUGCGUCUGCCGUGAAGAGAACAGCGCCGGUACCGGAGAUCAGCCCGCUGAACCGAUACGACUACACCCGAGCCAAGAGCCGCGCCAGUGUCCGGUGGCUGCUGACCCGAGCACACGGAUCUGAAGAGAGUGUUCCCGCUGGCCUGAAGGAGGCGCUGUCCUCUGAUCAGGAUGGAGAAAUGUGUCCUGCUCUUGAGCGCCUCCUGGUGUCUGGUGAUCUGUACUGCCGUGUAUUCUCCUCACACCCACUCGCGAGUAUCACAGCGCCCCCUCGAGAUCACGCUACUCUACUGCAGCUGCUGAGCCGCUACAGCGUCACACCGCUUCACAUGGACCAGCAGAACCCGGUUAAAGAGACACAACUGACCCAGAAACCCAUUAACAUGGGAGCCCACCUGGCGGUAAUUGAUGCGUUGAUGUCACUGAGUGCCAUGGAAACAGUGGGUCAGGUCAAGAUGGCGAAGGAGACCGAUCAGUUUGGUGGCAACACACGCUGGGAGAACUCUCUACUCUUCUGGAUUAACAAGGUGAACCAGAAGUUGAGGGAAAGUUCUAAUGUCGAGGAGAACCAGAAACCAAACACCUGCACAGACCUGCAAACAGUUCAGCCAUCAUGUCCUCAGCGCUGGUACUGGAAACUGGUCCCACAUGCCAUCGCAUUUUGUUUGAAGGAGUCGGGGAAUAAACCUCCUGUGAUCCGAUACAGGAAAGAUAAGGUUCAGUCUCAGCGGACUCCAGUGUUUGUGUUGGUGUCUGGUGUGAAGGAUCUGUCUAACGGUUGUGCCAUCGCCGCAGCGGUUCACUUCUACUGUCCACAGAUUCUGCCCCUAGAAGACGUGUUUUUAAAGGACACAAUGUCUGUGGCAGACAGUCUGUACAAUCUCCAGCUGAUCAGAGAGUUUUGUGAAACCCAUUUGAAGAGCUGCUGCCCCCUACAGCUGGAGGACUUACUGUAUGCCCCGCCCACUUUACAGUUAAACAUCAUGUGCUUCCUUUCGGAGCUGUUUGCCGUAUUUGAAGUGCAGAAGCCAGAUUUCGUCAAACCCACCCACACACUGGACCUAACAGAUGCGUCCGAUAUGGUUGACUGCACGAGUCCCAUCAGUGGCAACAGCAACAGUGGUUGUCCGUCUUUCCUUCUGAAGCAGCCAUUCGUGCCUCAGUCCUCCUCGAUGUCCGAAGGACGAGGUUGGGGCAAAAAACAAAUCAGCCGUCCUCUCUCUGCUGUGGCAUUUAGCAUUCCAUUCCCUCUGGACAGUGAUGUUGAUGUUGUGAUGGGCAACCCUCUAUUUCGUUCUGUCAGCACCGACAGCCUCACAAUGGCAACCAACCCUGGCCCUUACACGCCCUCAGAGGAUCUGAGCAAGCUUAUUGGUCAGGCUCCUCUAGGGGAGUUGCCUACCUUAGAAGAGUCAUUACAGAUCAUUCAUACGGCCCGUCCUGUGCACAAUGAGCCUCGUCUGCGGCCAGAGGGGGCACCGUCUGGCUUCUAUCUCCACUCCCCAGAUGAGGGUGGGACCGCACUGAGCAGCUCUGCUCCCUGUCGGUCAGGGAUGAUGUGUCGGCCAAUGGGAGGAGGGCCUGAUAGCAGCAGGAACCGAGGUGGUGGCAAACGACAGCCUAUAGGUUCAAAAGAAGACUCUGCGCUUCUUGAUGGAGGUCUAGAGUCUGACACAUCAGAAGACUUCCCUAAAACCUCCUCAAGCCCGGCCAACGGCCCCAAGACUGGCCGAAUUACAAAUUUUGCAGAGCGCAGGAGGAAAAUGCCAGAAUCUCCCAGUAAUUCCAGGUCCCAGGACGUAGAGGAGCAAUUCAGUCCUGCAGGGAUGAGUCCUGUUGGGGCUGCAGAGGCGCAAGAGUUAGGGGCACGUCUGGAUGAAAAACGUAGAUCAAUAGAAGCUCAGAAGAGACGAAUUGAAGCCAUCUUUACCAAGCACAGACAGAGGCUCGGCAAGACUGCCUUCCUUCAGCUCCAGAAGAAACAAGGGGAAGAGGUGGAAGAUGAAAGUCAGACCCUAAGUCUGGAUGAACGACUGACCCGAAUGGAGCAUCAGCUUCAACAGGAGGAGGACAAUGAGAAACAAGAGGAAAAGAAGACAGAGGUUGAGAAGAAAGCAAAGGAUGGGGAGCAAAAGAAGAGCCCCGGUGAUGUUGUUGCUCCUCCCAAACUGGAGAAACAGGUGACUUUCUCUAUUGAAACCAAGGAAAAGGAGGGGAAAGAGCCACCAUUGGAGGAAUACAAUGAGGCGGUGGCUAAGCUGAGCUCUGCCCUCCAAACCCUGCAGAAAGACAUGCAGCGGCUUACAGAACAACAACAAAAUCUCAUGGGAAAGAAAAGCUUGAGUUCUCAAAAAAACACCCUCUCAAAUAAGACGCCUCCAUCUAGUAAGGCAUGGAUCAUCCCGGCCACUCCCAAACCCUCUGCCACACCCCUUGCCACACCCCCUCAUCUUUCAAGAGACUCCACUCAUAUCAUUUCACCCUCUGGAUCUCCAUCACGAUCGAGACAACCUUCUGACACACCCAGAUCCCCCCAAAGCUCUGCAUCAUCCACUCCAUGCAAGUCCCGUAAUGCUGCUCCCAAGAGCCCAAAACGACAGCGUCCCUCUCGCCCCACGGACCUCGGCUUCCAGCCAAUCAAGCGUGUCUUAACACCCCCACAGAACGUUGACACGCUCCCCCAUCUGCGGAGAGUGUCUCCGAGCAAGUGUCAGGUGCAGACCUCGUCCUCGCUACGGCUCGGAGGUCCAUGCACACCACAGGACUCUCCAAAGCAACCUGCUCCGGCCCAAGAAAGCACCUCAGAAUCAGGAUCAAGCGACAAUCACACCCCAAUCUUUACCCUGGAGCUGGAGGCUGGACCUCCAUCUGCACUCCCAGCUGAACUGUUAGGAGGUGGGUGCAGCUCAGGAGCCCCGUCAGAGUGCUCAUUUGAAAGUGACGUUCUCCUCAGCAGCGCUCCCGUGAAAGAUGAGAGGAAGGAGACUGAGGGUGCGGGAACACUGGAGGACGACACAGAUCUAGAACAAGGUCCAGAAAUAUUCUCAUCCGAUUCCAUGAGUGACCAGACAGAGAGUGAGAGCCGAAUGGGGCUUGAUGUUUUCUUCAAGGAGGAGGGUCUCUCGGAUGAGGAAAUGGCCCAGAAAAGAGCUCUGCUGCUGGAAAGACAGCAAAAACGAGCGAAAGAUAUCAAGAGACGAAAACACGGACAAGACCCUGAGAAUAGUCAACAGUCUUCCUCAGAUGACCUGCGACCUUCUCAGACUCCACCUCUUUCACAGUCGCUGCCCACCACAUCAUACACCCCACCCCCUCCCUCUCAGGCCAUGGCCCCCGGCACGCCCCUGCAGUGGGGAGCAUUCACACGGUCAGAAUAUGAACACCGUCAUCAGCUGAAGAUCAUGGCGGAUCUAGAAAAGAUUCUCAAACAGAAACCAGCAAAACACAGUGGCAAAAAACAACACAUACUCAAACCGCACAACAACCAUGAGCUAACUCGCUCACUCUCGCCGAGGAAGAACAGUACAGUUGCAGCUAACCAUAAGAACGGUGGAUCUCAACCAGCUGAUAAACCAGCAUGCCAAUCAGAUUCACCCUCAAAGGUGGUGUCAUCAGGCCAGCCGGCCAAUCAGAACAGAGAGAAAGACUGCGAAAAUAGCUCCAAUGCCUCGUCUCCAGCUUCAAUCCCAGAAUACACUGGUCCUAAAUUGUUUAAGGAACCCAGUUUUAAAUCCAACAAGUUCAUCAUACACAACGCUCUCUCACGCUGUUGCCUUGCAGGCAAAGUCAAUGAAUCACAGAAAAACAAGAUCAUAGAGGAGAUGGAGAAGAGCUCAGCCAGUCACUUUCUGAUUCUUCUGCGAGAUUCCACAUGCCAGUUUCGUGCGGUCUACACUCUUGACGGCCAAUCAGGGGAGCUGCAGCGGCUCUGUGGCAUUGGCCCACGUGUCAUCUCCUCUUCAGCUGUGGAGGCCAUCUAUAAAUACAGCUCCGACAGGAAGCAGUUCAAUGCACUUCCGUCUCGAACCCUGAGCAUGAGUGUAGACGCUUUCACGAUCCCUGCCCAGCUGUGGCACUGCAAGAAACCUGGCACACCCAAAAAAUCAGCCACACCCACUAAAACAACCCCCUCCCACUGAGAUAAACCACUCCCACCAAAACAAACUCCUCCCACAUAUAUAAGCCCACCCCAACACAAAUAAAUCCCUCCCACCAAAACAGCCGUGCCACAGACAUAAACCCAUCUCACCAAAAUGAUCCCCUGCUACUGAGAUAAACCACUCCCACCAAGAAAACUCCUCCUACCUAUAUAAACCCACCCUAACAGAAAUAAAUCCCUCCCACCAAUAAAAGCCCCUGCCACAGACAUAAACCCGUCCCACCAAAAAAAAAACUACUGCUGAGAUAAACCACUCCCACCUAAAUAAACUCCUCCCACCUUUAUAAUCCCGCCCCAACUGAAAUAAAUCCCUCCCACCAAAAAAACCACCUCCCACAGAAAUAAACCCAUCCAUCCAAAACAACCCCUUAUAACUGAGAUAAACCACUCCCACCAAAAUAAACUCCUCCCACUUUUAUUAUCCCACCCCAACUGAAAUAAAUCCCCCCUCCAAAACAACCGCCUCCCACAGAAAUAUACCAGUCCCACCAAAACAACCC
Molecule: messenger RNA, 4824 nt
Organism: Myxocyprinus asiaticus (Chinese sucker)
Lineage: Eukaryota; Metazoa; Chordata; Actinopteri; Cypriniformes; Catostomidae
Product: calmodulin-regulated spectrin-associated protein 3-like
Exons: 19
Coding region: 159-4304 (1381 amino acids)
Biological process (GO): negative regulation of microtubule depolymerization; neuron projection development; cytoplasmic microtubule organization
Cellular component (GO): microtubule minus-end
Molecular function (GO): calmodulin binding; spectrin binding; microtubule minus-end binding
Source: RefSeq, a predicted model, not a curated record